CGGCGCGAGGGCUGGCGCGGGGCGGGAUCCCGCCCGGCACCGUCAAGUAGCCCCGGGAACUGCCGACACCGCGGAGCGGUGGGCGGCCGCAGAGGCCGAGCGCUGCGCCGGUUCCCGCCGGACCUCGGCCAGUGCCCGCGCGGCUGCGUCCUGCGCAACGCUGCCCGCCUCCGCCCGCCAUGCGCCCCCCUACCCCGGCCGCGCUGGGGCUGCUGCUGCUGCUGCUGCUGCUGCUGCCGCCGCCGCCUGGUGAGACCGCCAAGAAGGCGACGCCCUGCAAGCGCUGCCGGGAGCUGGUGGACAAGUUCAACCAGGGAAUGGUGGACACCGCAAAGAAGAACUUUGGCGGCGGGAACACGGCUUGGGAGGAAAAGGCGCUAUCCAAGUAUGAAUUCAGCGAGGUCCGACUGCUGGAGAUCAUGGAGAGCCUGUGUGGCAGCAGUGACUUUGACUGUCACAGCAUGCUGGAGGAGCAUGAGGAACACCUAGAGGCCUGGUGGCUGAGGCUGAAGAAGGAGUAUCCUGACUUAUUUGAAUGGUUUUGUGUGAAAACCCUGGAAGUUUGCUGUUCGCCAGGAACGUACGGGCCAGACUGCCUUGCGUGCCAGGGCGGGUCCCAGAGGCCCUGCAGCGGGAACGGGCACUGCAGCGGGGACGGCAGCAGGCAGGGGGACGGGUCCUGCCAGUGCCACCCUGGGUACCAGGGGGCCACGUGCGCCGACUGCGUGGACGGCUACUUCAGCUCGCUGAGGAAUGAGACGCACAGCAUCUGCACAGCCUGUGACGAGUCGUGUAAGAUGUGCACGGGUCCCACCAACAGAGACUGCGGCCAGUGCCAAGCGGGCUGGGCGCGGGAGGACGGCGCCUGCGUGGACGUGGACGAGUGCGCGGCCGAGACGCCUCCGUGCGGCGACCAGCAGUACUGCGAGAACAUCAACGGCUCGUUCGUGUGCGAAGAAUGUGAUUCUACCUGUGUGGGCUGCACGGGGAAGGGUCCAGAACGGUGUAAAGAGUGCGUCCCGGGCUACACCAAGGAGAGCGGCCAGUGUGCAGACGUAGACGAGUGCUCGCUGGCGGAAAAAGUGUGCAUGAGAGAAAGCGAGAACUGUUACAACACCCCUGGGAGCUACGUGUGCGUGUGUCCCGAGGGCUUCGAGGAGACGGAAACAGCCUGUGUGCGGACGCAGACCGCCGCAGACGAAGUCCCAGAAGACCCAACGCAGCCGCCCGCGCGGGAAGAUCUGUGACGUGGGUCCGGAGCCGGGAGCCGGACCUGCCCUUUAACUUAUUGAGACUGACGCCCGGGAAAGGCGGCCCCCACACCCGCGCUCCUCCGCGGACGGUCCAGGGCGAGCUGCUCCCCCUCAAACACUUGUGCCCAUCUGGCAUCUGGAAAAACCACAGUUCCUGCUUGUUCUUGAGCAGAUUUGUAUAUUUUGCUACCGUUCUUUAUAAUAAAAUUGACCAUUGGAG
Molecule: messenger RNA, 1473 nt
Organism: Leopardus geoffroyi (Geoffroy's cat)
Lineage: Eukaryota; Metazoa; Chordata; Mammalia; Carnivora; Felidae
Gene: CRELD2
Product: cysteine rich with EGF like domains 2
Exons: 10
Coding region: 180-1247 (355 amino acids)
Molecular function (GO): calcium ion binding
Source: RefSeq, a predicted model, not a curated record